AUGAAGGUGGUGAACCUGAAGCAAGCCAUUUUGCAAGCCUGGAAGGAGCGGUGGAGUGACUACCAGUGGGCAAUCAACAUGAAGAAAUUCUUCCCCAAAGGAGCCACGUGGGACAUUCUCAACUUAGCAGAAGCACUGCUGGAGCAGGCCAUGAUUGGACCUUCCCCCAAUCCUCUCAUCCUGUCCUACCUGAAGUAUGCCAUUAGCUCCCAGAUGGUGUCUUACUCCUCUGUCCUCACGGCUAUCAGUAAGUUUGAUGACUUUUCCCGGGACCUGUGUGUCCAGGCUUUGCUCGAUAUCAUGGACAUGUUUUGUGACCGACUAAGCUGUCAUGGCAAAGCCGAGGAGUGCAUCGGGCUGUGCCGGGCUCUUCUCAGCGCCCUCCACUGGCUGCUGCGCUGCACUGCAGCCUCUGCCGAGCGGCUCCAGGAGAGGCUGGAGGCUGGCGCUCCAGCUGCGGGGGAGAAGCAGCUUGCCAUGUGCCUGCAGCGCCUGGAGAAGACCCUCGGCAGCACCAAGAACCGGGCCCUGCUCCACAUCGCCAAACUCGAGGAGGCCUCCUCCUGGACAGCUAUCGAACAUUCUCUCUUGAAGCUUGGGGAGAUCCUGGCCAAUCUCAGCAACGCCCAGCUGCGGAGCCAGGCCGAGCAGUGCGGCACACUCAUUAGGAGCAUCCCCACGAUGCUGUCCGUGCACUCCGAGCAGCCGAACAAAACUGGCUUCCCCACGGUCCACGCGCUGGUCCUGCUGGAGGGCACGAUGAACCUGACGGGCGAGACGCAGCCGCUGGUGGAGCAGCUGAUGAUGGUGAAGCGCAUGCAGCACAUCCCCACCCCGCUCUUUGUCCUGGAGAUCUGGAAAGCCUGCCUCGUGGGGCUCAUCGAGUCUCCCGAGGGGACGGAGGAGCUCAAGUGGACGGCAUUUACCUUCCUCAAGAUCCCACAGGUUUUGGUGAAGUUGAAGAAAUACUCUCAUGGGGACAAGGACUUUACCGAAGAUGUCAAUUGUGCCUUUGAGUUCCUGCUGAAGCUCACACCCUUGCUGGACAAAGCCGACCAGCGCUGCAACUGUGACUUCACAGACUUCCUCCUGCAGGAGAGUCGGAAGCAGGGGCUUCUGUCUGAGGCCAGUGUGAACAGCCUCAUGGCCAAGCGCGCCGCAGACCGGGAGCACGCCCCCCAGCAGAAAUCGGGAGAAAACGCCAACAUCCAGCCCAACCCCGGGCUGAUCCUCCGCGCGGAGCCCACUGUGACCAACAUCCUCAAGACGAUGGAUGCAGACCACUCCAAGUCCCCGGAGGGGCUGCUGGGGGUGCUGGGCCACAUGCUGUCCGGGAAGAGCCUGGACUUGUUGCUGGCUGCGGCUGCUGCCACGGGAAAGCUUAAGUCCUUCGCCCGGAAAUUCAUCAAUUUGAACGAAUUCACGACACACGGCAGUGAGGAAAGCACCAAGUCGGCCUCCGUGCGCGCCUUGCUCUUCGACAUCUCCUUCCUCAUGCUGUGCCACGUGGCCCAGACCUACGGCUCUGAGGUGAUCCUGUCUGAGUCGAGCACCGGGGCAGAGGUGCCCUUCUUUGAGACCUGGAUACAGACCUGCAUGCCCGAGGAGGGCAAAAUCCUGAAUCCUGACCACCCCUGCUUCCGGCCGGACUCCACCAAAGUGGAGUCCCUGGUGGCCCUGCUCAACAACUCCUCCGAGAUGAAGCUGGUGCAGAUGAAUUGGCACGAGGCCUGUCUCAGCAUUUCAGCCGCCAUCUUGGAAAUCCUCAACGCCUGGGAGAAUGGGGUGCUGGCCUUCGAGUCCAUCCAGAAAAUCACAGACAACAUCAAGGGGAAGGUGUGCAGUCUGGCCGUGUGCGCCGUGGCUUGGCUCGUGGCCCACGUGCGGAUGCUGGGCCUGGAUGAGCGGGAGAAGUCGCUGCAGAUGAUCCGCCAGCUGGCGGGGCCGCUGUACAGCGAGAACACCCUGCAGUUCUACAACGAGAGGGUGGUGAUCAUGAGCUCGAUCCUGGAGCACAUGUGUGCUGACGUGCUGCAGCAGACGGCCACGCAGAUCAAGUUCCCGUCCACAGGCAUGGACACGAUGCCCUACUGGAACCUGCUGCCCCCGAAACGGCCUAUCAAGGAGGUGCUGACAGACAGAUUCGCCAAGGUGCUGGAGAAGGGCUGGGUGGACAGCCGCUCCAUCCACAUCUUCGACACCUUGCUGCACAUGGGAGGCGUCUACUGGUUCUGCAACAACCUGAUUAAGGAGCUGCUGAAGGAGACGCGGAAGGAGCACACGCUGCGGGCGGUGGAGCUGCUCUACUCCAUCUUCUACCUGGACAUGCAGCAGGUGACCCUGGUCCUGCUGGGCCACAUCCUGCCCGGCCUGCUCACCGACUCCUCCAAGUGGCACAGCCUCAUGGACCCCCCCGGCACCGCGCUCGCCAAGCUCGCCGUCUGGUGUGCCCUGAGCUCCUACUCCUCCCACAAGGGCCAGGCGUCUUCCCACCAAAAGAAGAGGCACCGUGAAGACAUCGAGGACUACAUCAGCCUCUUCCCCCUGGAUGACAUGCAGCCCUCGAAGCUGAUGCGCCUCCUGAGCUCCAAUGAGGAGGAUGCCAACAUCCUUUCCAGUCCCGCCGACCGGUCCAUGAGCAGCUCCUUGUCAGCCUCCCAGCUCCACACAGUGAACAUGAGAGACCCCCUGAACCGAGUCCUGGCCAACCUGUUCCUGCUCAUCUCCUCCAUCCUGGGCUCACGGACCGCCGGCCCGCACACGCAGUUCGUGCAGUGGUUCAUGGAGGAGUGCGUGGCCUGCCUGGAGCAGGGCAGCCGCGGCAGCAUCCUGCAGUUCAUGCCCUUCACCACGGUAUCAGAACUGGUGAAGGUGUCAGCCAUGUCCAGCCCCAAGGUGGUCCUGGCCAUCACGGACCUCAGCCUGCCCCUGGGCCGCCAGGUGGCUGCCAAGGCCAUUGCUGCCCUCUGA
Pipistrellus nathusii (Nathusius's pipistrelle) is the source of this 2970-nucleotide messenger RNA. The record is from the annotation of a GenBank genome assembly. Lineage: Eukaryota; Metazoa; Chordata; Mammalia; Chiroptera; Vespertilionidae.